Messenger RNA from Anthonomus grandis grandis, 3475 nucleotides. RefSeq names its product probable sodium/potassium/calcium exchanger CG1090. Bases 140 to 2056 code for a protein of 638 amino acids. The record is from RefSeq and is a predicted model, not a curated record. Gene Ontology annotation, molecular function: calcium, potassium:sodium antiporter activity; calcium channel activity. Gene Ontology annotation, cellular component: membrane. Lineage: Eukaryota; Metazoa; Arthropoda; Insecta; Coleoptera; Curculionidae. Gene Ontology annotation, biological process: intracellular calcium ion homeostasis; calcium ion transmembrane transport. The transcript has 13 exons.
CUUCUUCAUCCUCCAUUUUUCCAGUUUAGUUCAGUGCGACGCUUUUCGCACGCGGUUCGAUAAAUUCCGAAAAAAUUGAACAAGAAAUUGUUUUUUAUCGCUUGUCCCGCACGCACGUUAACACUUUCAAGCAAAUAAAAUGAAAAAGUCUGGGCGGCACAAGUUGGUAAUAAAAAUCUCGCUUAUUUUCCUCAUCUACUCUGUCAUCGCGGCUGUAAAAUCAGACAAAAAAAAUGAAGAAAAGGACAUUUCAAAAACAACAGAAGAUGAUUUAUUAGAUUAUACUUCGACAGAGCUGCCUGAUGAGUCUACCACAGUUGAGGAGGAUAUAGAUAAAGAUCAAAAUAAUCCUAGCAACGCAGGCUCAACUUCCUUACCUACAGUUGGCAACAAAAAUGAACAAGAUAAAUCUAAGCCAAAUGUUCCACCCAAAGAUUCAAAAAUGCCUCACGGAACUGUGCUCACUGAAAAAGCUAUUCCUAAAAAGGUUGCUACUGAAUUAGAUGAUAACAGUAACUGCACACCAGCUGCAAUCCGUCAGUUUCCGCGUCCCUUGAUGUCACCAAAAACACGAAAAUACGGCGGCCUAAUAAUCGACAUUUUGGUGGCUAUUUACAUGUUCAUCGGAUUGGCGAUUGUUUGCGACGAAUAUUUUGUGGCAUCUUUAGACCGCAUUUGUGAAGAAUUAAAAAUGUCACCGGAUGUGGCGGGAGCCACUUUUAUGGCCGCUGGCAGUUCGGCUCCAGAAUUAGCCACUGUUAUUAUAGGAGUCUUUUAUGCGGAAGACGAUAUUGGCAUUUCAGGAGUCAUAGGCUCUGCCGUUUUCAACAUAAUGUUCGUCAUUUCUGUAUGUGCCCUGGCAACUUCAGCAAUUAUUUAUUUAAACUGGUGGCCGUUAAUAAGGGAUUCUACCUUUUAUGCCAUUUCGAUUUUGAUCAUGUUAAUCGUUAUAGAUGACAAAAAAGUCUCCUGGAUCGAAUCUUUAAUAAUGCUUCUCGUGUACGUUGUAUAUUGUAUCGUGUUGCAUUUUAACACCAGUUUGGAGAAGUGGGCGUUCACCCUUCCUGUACCGUUUAACCAAACCAGGGGGGGUAAACCGUUGAACGAACAGUCCGGAUUAGUCGGAUAUCAAAAUUUGGAUGAAGAAGCCAAAUAUAUUAGUUAUGGAAAUGUACAGCCGACGGAAGAGAGACAACAAACCGACAAAAAAAACGAUGAAUAUAACUGGAAUCCUGGACAGGAUUGGAGCCCUGAACGGACCGAACCACAACCUAUUGGAACAUCUGAAUUAAGGGGUGCAGAAUUAAAUCGGGAUCCUUUAGCCUUGGCUACAGCUCCUCCUAUGCAAGCUCAACCACCGCCACAACAGCCAGAUUAUUAUAAGCCAAAAGAAUUUGAUCCCAGUACGAAGAUUGACCCACUUUUAAAGCCCGAGGAUGGAGCAAGCAUAUGGAUGAAAAUAAAAUGGGGCACAUUAUAUCCGAUCCACUUUUUUUGCAUCUACACGAUGCCAGACUGUAGGACCGACAAGUAUAAAAAUUGGUACCCGUUUACGUUUUUCAUUUCAAUGGUGUGGAUCUCGUUUUACUCCUACUUUAUGGUCUGGAUGAUUACCAUUAUAGGUUACACAUUGGGGGUACCGGACACCGUUAUGGGGCUGACUUUUGUGGCAGCCGGAGUCUCUGUGCCAGAUGCCCUUUCUAGCAUAGCUGUUAUCAAAGAAGGAUAUGGCGAUAUGGCAGUCUCCAACGCCAUAGGCUCAAAUGUAUUCGAUAUAUUGGUUUGCCUCGGUUUACCAUGGUUUUUGAAGACAGCUGUUUUCUCACCAGGCACAUAUGUUAGAGUUAUUAGCAAAGGUCUACUUUACUCCACGUUGUCUCUGCUUUCGACCGUGGCCUUUUUGGUCCUGGCAGUACAUUACAACGGAUGGAAAUUAGACCGUAAGUUUGGUAUAGUACUUAUGAUCUGGUACGUUCUGUUCAUUACAUUUGCUAGUUUAUAUGAGCUAAAUAUAUUUGGCAAUAUGAAUCCGGCAGAAUGCCCCACCGAUUAUUAAAGGCUUUCUUGUUAUUUUGUUAUUGUUUGGCGGAUUUUUGUGGAUGGGUGCAACGCGGAGAGGGCAUUCUUUAAACGAAUAGAUCCGUGAUUUUAAAACCACACUAAUAGUUGUUCGUAUAAUAAACCGUCCAUCAAGAUUUAACUGGCAACGUCAGCGAUUAAAUUUCAUAUUUUAUAGCAUUACCAAAAAUUCGUUUAAAGAGGGAUAGCCCAAUUUUUUCUUCCAAUGUUGCCAAGUUUACUAAAGAUCCGUUAAAAAGAACCACACAUAGUUAAAUAUGUAUUAAGCUUAGUAAUGUUGUAAUAUACAAGACCUAUUAAUAUUAUAUGAAAUUGCUAUAAAUUGUAAAUGUCUAUUAUAAAUAUUAAUCUGGGUUGACCUUAUGAUCUAUGUGAUUUUUUUAGUGGCGAAAGUCGCAUUAAAAAAGCUUAUAGAUGGUGUAAUUCCUUAUGUUUUAAAGUAAAUUUGGCUCAGGUUGUUCUGACAUAAAUAACAAGAACAAAACGAGCCAAAUAAAUAACAUUACAUAUUUAUUAAAAAAAAAACAGCAAAAAUAGAUUAUCUAUUACAAGCGUACCAAGAUAUUAUAAUUUUAGCACGUUUGUAAAAAAUAUAAAAAAAAAAAUUAGUAAUAUACGACAAUAAUUAUUGUUAACUGUCAAUUUGUUACUGUCAAAUAAAUCUCAAAUUAAUGUCAUAUAUGUAAUUGUCAAUUUUUAACGACAACAUGUCAAAUACACAUUGCAAGUGUCAAUUGUUAUAUUUAUUUGACAAGAAGUAUUAAUCUGUCAAUGAAAUAUAUAUAGCGUAAAUAGGAUUUUAAAAAAGUAAUUACAGCUUGUUUAAUUAAUAAACGUCUAUUUGUUGUGUCAAUAAUGUCUUGAAAAUAGUUUAGCAAAGUUGGGUAUAAGAAUUAUAUUCUUUUUCUGAUAACGUUUGUGAUGACCUGCAAGACUCCUGUACAAUAUAGAUUAAGCGUUACAAAGAAAUAGAAUCAUUUAUGUUCAAAAAAGGCUGUAAUUAGUUAAAAUGUUAAAACUAGUUUGAACGCCACUUGUCGAAAAAGUAUAAUGUGGAAAAUAUUGAUUUUGAGUAGAAAAUAGUGUUUUAUGUAUAUCUUUGUGCAGCCUCUAAUUACUCUACUUACCUCAAGUAUAUAAUUUCCACAUUGUUUAAGAAUACUACAAUACACAGCACAUACCUUUACAUGGUUCUUAUUAUUUACUUAGAGAGCAAUUUAAGAGAUACGAAACGUAAUGUGUAGUAUUUUAAAUCAGUAUUAAAUGUUAAGGAUCCAUUAAGGACAACUAAAAUUUAUAUUUUUUUUUAAAUUGUUGAGUAUUUAUUAAGUGUGAAAAUUAUAGUAGAGUUGAUUUGCACUUUAAAUUUAUUAUAAAUAAAUAAAAUAUAAUAUUG